GGUAAGUGACACUACAACAUCAAUUUUACCCAUAACUUCCUAUAUUUUCAUUCUAUGCAUUUCAUGUUACAGGAAUUAAGAUCCCUAGUUGAAACAAACAAACAAUCAACGACGAACAAUGCAUACGUACAGGUGAUAACUAUGGCCCAUAACCUUGCUAACAUGAGCUAAUUUCUGUUCAUUGACCAACUCCUAAUUUUAGGAACAAGAGCAACCAAGCAAUGGCAAGUUUUCAUCAACUCCUGGGUUUGACGCAUGGAAAGCACGGACUUCUGCUGGUACACCUAGUGCAAAACCUGUGGUGCAAAACGAGGAGUUGGACCAAGACAUCCCACCACGGAAGCCUGUAUUCAACAAUGAUUACAUAUUGACAGAUGAAGACUAUGAGGCUGAACUUUUCAUCCGAGGGAGUCACGACCUUGUUGAGGUAGUUCACAUCGAAGACAUUGUGCUAACAGUUCAUCAACUCAAGCCAAAUGUUAGCAAACUAUUCUUCGUCGAUGACGUAAGGCCCGUAUACUGCAAUCUACAUCAAGUAUUCUAAAUUGUGCCAUAUUACAUGACUACAAAUUUUGCAGGUUAUUAAUGCAUAUGCACACAUUAGCAAUGUUGCAACUGAUGCUACAUCAUUCAUUUCCACCGUAGAAAGCAGAAGAUUGCUAGGCGAAUUUGGGGGUAUUCCAAUGGGAUGCAAAAGCCCACAUGUUGCUAAUGUAGCAACGAAAUUUGUAGGACGCAAAAUGGUAUGCAUAUUUCCUGACUUGUUUAAUUGUAUAUCUUGAUUUUCCCUAAAUUGAGUCCGCUUUAAUUUUCUGCCAGGUACGUGUCCCAAUGAAUGUGCACAGCAUGCACUGGUUAUUACUCGUGUUUAAUUUAGACAAAGAAGAGACCCAGGUCCUAAACUCCAUCCAAGCAUAUCGUGACAUUGCCAAGGAAACUGCACUGGUAAGCUUGCUCUCUUGCUUCCUCUUACCUCAUGUGACACUUUUUGAAAUGCACUGACGCAAUCCCUUGAAUCACUCCUCAUACACCAGGUGGAGUCCAUUCAGGCGUGUAUCAACGAAGCGGUCGAGGAUGGCUUGGUAACACUGCCUAAACCCAUCAAUAUUACCCAGUGGAAAACCACUUGCUAUACUAACAUACCACAACAGACGGAUGGGUACGUAUAGGCAGCUACAUGAUUCCUCACCUACAUUACAAUACUUAACUUCAACUUUACAUCACAGUUAUUCCUGUGGGGCGUACACACUCAAAUACAUGUUGACAUGGGACGGAGACAAAAUUACUGAGGAUUUCACACAGGCAGAAAUACAUAUUUUCAGCUGGAAAAUAUGUUCAAGCCUGCUGCGUUCGGAUUGCAACAAGCUUCGGAAAAAAUCAUACAAGAAUCCUAUAGAGAAGGACGAGUACGAAGCCAGCAUUCCAGAGGAACGAAAAGGUGCAGACGACGACGUCACGAUUGUCAGCAACCCUGAUGUUACAAACAAACCAGACACAUCCGGUGCCCCAAAGCGUAAACGUGGACGCCCGAGGAAGAAUGCCCCUCCUAGUAAUCCAGUGAAACAACAAUUUGACACAGAGACUAUCGCUAAACAAGUGGAGUCAAAAAGACGCAAGCGCAAACCAUCAAACGCCGUGUCCAGCCCAUUCGUACAGCCAUGAAUGGGCUACACGGAGAGGCACUUCAAGGGCAGAUCCAAAUGAUUGAUCUUCAUGGCAUGUUCUUUGAAUUAAAGACUACACUUAUGUUCUAAUGUUUUUGCAUAUUAUUUGUAUGCUUA
Molecule: messenger RNA, 1781 nt
Organism: Triticum aestivum (bread wheat)
Lineage: Eukaryota; Viridiplantae; Streptophyta; Magnoliopsida; Poales; Poaceae
Exons: 3
Coding region: 1156-1662 (168 amino acids)
Source: RefSeq, a predicted model, not a curated record